AGUGAAUAAAAUAUUGCUAUUUUCUAUAGCCUAAUCGAAAGAGCUCAUUUUUCUGAGUAUAACGUGAUUUUAUUGAAUUCCAACACCUUUGUUUUGAUGGUUAAAUCAACAAAACAAUUUUAAUUUUCGUGGAUAGAAUGACAGUUCAAUCGUUAAAGUGACAGUUCGACCCGAACAAAAAAUUUUCCCCAUACAAACUUUAAAUGCAUUUUAAAAAUAGUUCCCGGACUCCAAAAAUUAUGAAAUUUUGGAUUUCGACUAAUUUUUGGGCGGAGAAUCCGAUUAUGAAAUAAUCCGGAUACCCCUAAAGAACCCAAUUGAGCAACGGUUGAUUUUUGUCCAUGCGUCAGGCAGUCGUUUCUCAGUGUGCACAUCGAAAAUCAUAACAAAAGGCCUUCUGUAAAAGUCAAAAUACACGUACAGAAAGUGCACAUUUUACGCGGACGUUUUAGUUUGUUAUGAAAGUUAUGAAACGAUAAUCGUGUUAGAUCGCCUGAAUUAUUGGUAAAAGUUCAUAUUGAAUUUUAUUAUCAAGUGCAAUGCAUAUAAUGCAUAACAACACUUGAACCGGUGAAGUUGUAAAUUAAGUAAAAUAUGAACACUCUUGGGCGUCAUCUCUUCCCACGUAAGUUCAAUAAAUCAUGCAUUAUAACAGCGGCUCGUUGGCUCAACCAGCAGCCAGAAUCCAAACCGACGAUCAAGGACCGAAUUCGCGAAGGACCAGGCUUCCGGGAUUUCCUGCAGCAACCGUCAAUUACCCCGGUAGGUGAUCAUGUACUGGCUGCGGAUGUGCCUUACCUAUCACGAGAAUCCGUGCUUGGGCGUGGACGUAAGGUAUUCUUCGAGAUCUACGGUUGCCAGAUGAACACGAAUGACACGGAAAUAGUGUGGUCCAUACUGAAAAGUCACGAUUUCCGGCGGACGGGGAACAUCAAGGAUGCCGAUGUGGUACUGCUGAUGACUUGUGCUAUUCGAGAUGGAGCCGAAAGCACAAUCUGGAACCGGUUAAGGCACAUCCGACUGAUGAAGGGUAAGAGAGACGAAGUGAACAAGCCCUUGCAGAUAGGAAUUUUGGGUUGUAUGGCAGAGCGGCUGAAGAAACAACUGGUCGAGAAGGAACAAGCGGUGGACGUCGUUGCUGGACCCGAUAGCUACAAAGACCUGCCGCGGCUGCUGGCGGUGGGCCAAGGUGGUCAGAAGGCAAUCAACGUGAUGCUUUCGCUGGACGAAACAUACGCCGACGUGAUUCCGGUCAAGUUGGAUCGAAAGUCCCGGACUGCGUUUGUGUCGAUCAUGCGCGGAUGUGACAACAUGUGCUCGUACUGUAUUGUCCCAUUUACCCGGGGAAGGGAACGAUCCAGGCCAAUUGAUUCGAUCCGAGAGGAAGCGUUGCAUCUGCAAGCCAAAGGCAUCAAGGAAAUCACCCUCCUUGGUCAGAAUGUCAACAGUUACCGAGACAUGAGUGGAAUGGCAGAGGAUGCCGAAAAACAAGCCUCUAUUUUGGCGCCUGGUUUCAAAACCGUGUACAAGACCAAAGUUGGAGGUCUUCGGUUUGCGGAACUACUGGCGGAUCUAGCGGAGACGGUACCGGAAAUGCGUAUUCGGUUUACCUCGCCACAUCCAAAGGAUUUCCCGGGUGCUGUGCUGGAAACCAUCGCUAGGUAUCCCAACAUCUGCAAAAGUUUACACCUGCCGGCGCAGUCGGGAAGCUCGAGCGUUCUGGAACGAAUGCGGAGGGGUUACACCAGAGAAGCUUAUUUAAAUUUGGUGGACGAAGUCCGUGCGCUCAUACCCGACGUAACCCUAUCGAGUGACUUCAUAUGCGGAUUCUGCGGGGAAACCGAUGAAGAGUUCUCUGAAACGCUUUCGCUGAUUCAGCGCGUCAAAUAUCAUACGGCGUUUCUGUUCGCUUACAGCAUGCGAGAGAAAACAACGGCCCACCGUCGUUACCAGGAUGACGUUCCAGAGGAAACCAAGCAGCAACGCCUUCGGCAAAUGAUUGCCGCGUUCCGUGCGGGAGCUGAAGAGCUGAACCGGCAGUACAUCGGGCGCGAAGAGCUGGUUAUGGUUGAAGGUGCUAGCAAACGAUCCAAAGAUGACCUCUCCGGCCGAAAUGACGGUAACAUUAAGGUAAUUUUGCCCGGUGGAGAUGUGCCCAUGGGUGAUUCCAAUUCGAAAGAGCGGAAAACGAUAGUCAGUGGUGAUUAUGUGGCGGUUAGGAUAGUCGAAUCGAACUCGCAAAUAUUGAAGGGCAUACCUCUUUAUCACACGACCAUCCACGAUUUCGCGGCACGGAAGGUGUAAAAUGGUGAUGAUGCGUUGAAAUGUUUAUUGAAUAAACAGGAUUUUAAUUAAA
Molecule: messenger RNA, 2356 nt
Organism: Aedes albopictus (Asian tiger mosquito)
Lineage: Eukaryota; Metazoa; Arthropoda; Insecta; Diptera; Culicidae
Product: CDK5RAP1-like protein
Exons: 3
Coding region: 595-2304 (569 amino acids)
Biological process (GO): tRNA modification; negative regulation of cyclin-dependent protein serine/threonine kinase activity
Cellular component (GO): mitochondrion
Molecular function (GO): 4 iron, 4 sulfur cluster binding; methylthiotransferase activity
Source: RefSeq, a predicted model, not a curated record